CCGUACUACAUGUUCACCAUGCCUAUCCACAAGUCCCGUCAGGACGACCGCGACUAUAGAAUCAUACAACUAGACAAUGGACUUCAAGCUAUGCUCAUACACGACGCCAAGGCCGACAAGGCUGCUGCCAGCUUGGACAUCUCGGUGGGACAUCUAUACGAUCCCGAUGACAUGCCAGGUCUAGCUCACUUCUGCGAGCACCUCUUGUUCAUGGGAACGGAGCAAUUCCCGCGGGAGAAUGAAUACUCGGAGUUUCUUGCCAAAAACAAUGGUAGUUCAAACGCAUUCACAGGUACCUCCAACACAAACUAUUACUUCACUGUCGACACCAAUGCGCUCCCUGGCGCGCUCGCUCGCUUUGCUGCGUUCUUUCACUGCCCGCUCUUCUCGCCUUCGUGCACAUCACGCGAGCUAAAUGCCGUCGACUCCGAACACAAGAAGAAUCACCAAUCAGACAUGUGGCGAAUCUUUCAGCUGAACAAGCACUUGAGCAAGCCGGGCCACCCGUGGAGCAAAUUCGGCAGCGGCAACCGCGACAGCCUCUCGAAGAUGGAUGCCGAUGGCGGCUCUGUGGGUCGUGAGACUCGCCGAAGGCUGGUCGAGUGGUGGAGCCAGAAUUAUUGUGCAGGCCGCAUGCGUUUAUGCAUCAUCGGCAAAGAGUCGCUGGACGACCUGUCGAAAAUGACAACUGGACUGUUCUCCCCCAUCCUCAAUCGGGGACAGGACCCGUUGCCGAUGAUCAACGACCAUCCGUUUGGAUCCAGUGAAGUGGGCACACUCGUUUCUGUGCAGACGAUCAUGAAUUUCCACGCUGUGGAGGUUUCCUUCCCUCUCUCAUGGCAGCCGCGCCAGUGGCGUUACCAACCCGGAAACUUCGUAUCGCACUUCUUAGGACAUGAAGGUCCAGGGUCGCUUCAUUCGUAUUUGAAGAAUAAGGGCUGGAUAACUGCGCUCAGUGCGGGGCCCCAGAAUCUCGGACGGGGUUUCGCCAUGAUCAAAGUCACACUCAAUCUGACCAAGACGGGCUUCGAGAACUAUCGUAACGCCAUGCUGGCCAUCUUCAAGUAUCUGUCCAUGAUGCGCGACUCUGAGUUCCCCGCGUGGUACCAACGCGAGAUGAGCAUCAUCAAGGCGACACGCUUCCGUUUCCAGGAGAAACGCCGCCCAGACGACUACGCAGUGUGGGUUUCGGAGCAUCUCUCCUGGCCCGUCCCUCGGGAGCUCGUUCUCAGCGCGCCACAGCUUGUCUGGGAAUGGGACGAACAGGUCCCGGCGGGUGGUGGCGAGCGUGAGAUGCGCGAUGUACUGGAAAGUCUGCGCGUCGACAGGGGUCGCGUCGUUCUGAUGGCGAAAGGCGCCGAGCACGAGCGGCUGCGUGGGAAGGGCAACUGGGAACAAGAGCCAUGGUAUGGGACGCAAUACCGCGUCGAAACCCUCGACGAAGCGUUCGUGCAGGAGGCCCAAGGUCCGAACAACAUUCCUGAGCUCUUUCUCCCCGGCCCGAACGAGUUCAUCCCGACCAACCUAGAUGUUCAGAAGGUACCGGUUGACCAGCCCCUGAAACGCCCCAUCCUGGUCCGAGAGACCCCUCUGACCAGCUUGUGGCACAAGAAGGACGACCAGUUUUGGAUUCCGAAGGCACAUGUCUUGAUGGAUCUUCGCAGUCCGGAGGCCAAUGCUUCCGCGCGAGCGAGCGUGAUGACCCGAUUGUUUUCGGAUCUUGUCAACGACUCUUUGACAGAGUUCGCGUACGAUGCUGAUCUUGCUGGCCUAACGUACCAAUUCACGGCACAAACGCUGGGAGUAUCUGUCGUACUCUCAGGAUAUAACGAUAAGCUGCACGUUCUUGCAAGAGAUGUGAUAAGCAGAGUCAAGGACCUCCAGAUCAAAGCUGACAGACUCGAAGUUAUGAAGGAUCAGGCGAAACGAGAUUAUGAGAACUUCUACAUGGGGCAGCCAUUCCGCCUGGCUGAUUACUAUGGGCGGCACCUCCUCACGGAGAAACAGUGGAUAUUAGCCGAGAAACUCGCGGAAGUUAGCUCGAUCACCGCUGAAGAGUUGGAAGCUCACGUGAAACACGUCCUCUCUAAGCUACACAUUCGCAUGCUUGUCGUAGGAAACAUGUUCAAGGAUGACGCUGUACGACUUGCCGAAAUGACUGAGAACAUCUUGCACCCCGUUCCAUUGAAGGCAUCUGAGGUAGUCGAGACAGCGCUUAUCCCUCCAGACGGGUCAAAUCACGUCUGGACUACUGUUGUCCCUAAUGUAAACGAGCCAAACUCUGCCCUCUCGUACUACACCCACCUAGGCUCUUUCCUCGAACCCAGACUGCGCGUGACGUCUGCACUCAUGACGCAAAUUAUGGCGGAGCCAGCUUUCAAUGUCCUUCGGACGAGAGAGCAGCUAGGCUAUAUUGUGUCCUGUUCACAGAUGAUUUCCGUUGGAGAGUCAAACCUUGGACUACGCAUUGUGGUCCAGAGCGAGCGUGGUCCGAUGUACCUCGAAGAGCGCGUCGAGGCAUUCCUGGACGAGAUGAAGGAGAAACUAGAGGAGAUGGCCGACGCGGAGUUCAAAGAGCAACAGACCGGUCUGGAGAGACGGUGGCGUGAGGCGGCCAAGAACCUGGGUGAAGAGACUAACCGGUACUGGGGCCACAUUGACUCCGGGUACCUGGACUUCUUGCGGCGUGAACACGAUGCUUCUCUGGUCAAGACUAUCACGAGGCAGGACGUCAUCUCGCUCUUCCUGUCCCGUGUACAUCCAUCGUCCAGGACGCGUGCCAAGUUCUCCAUACAGUUGCAUUCGCAGAAACCUCGUCCCAAAAAGGUCAGCCUCGCGGCGAUGGAGGCAUUCGAGAGCAUACUGCUCGAGCGAGGCGUCGUAAUCGAUGGACAAAAAUGGAGAGAAGACCUCAUGGUCGAAGGCGAACCAUUCCUUACGCAAUGUUCUGCUUACUGGGCCGAUAUCCUCAUGAAGCAAGAGCCCAACGUGUCUGGCGAAACUAAACAAGAACUUCUCGUAGCCCUGCAAACUCUUGUAGAACGCUACCCCGCGCAGGCCGACGAUGCAGGGAAGCUGAAGGAUGCGGUACGCUUGAUUGAAGAUCCUAAAGCGUUUAAAGCAGCCUUACGAAGAGCCGGUCCCCCGGGUCCACUUGUUAAAUGGGACGAUCUGACUCUGGCCAAGUUCUAAUUCUCCUGCAUCACUCGCAUCGCGUACGCUAUCGAAUCGUUGAACUGUAUUUUAUUGUUACAUUAAUGAUGAAGGUCUAAUAUGGCUUGCUCCCACACAGUCAACUAUUAAAACAUGUCCUUACCCUCGUUUUAGGCGACGAGCAUCUGUGCCGCAGACAACAUGACAGUACUUGUAAUCAACAAGCAAUUAUUCUAACAACAUAAGUAUAACAUUACAUACAGUACGAGCCGCAUGAUAUCCAUAAUGUGAACCUAGGGGGGAUCUAGAGGGUAAUGCACAACCUUUCGAA
Messenger RNA from Postia placenta MAD-698-R-SB12, 3484 nucleotides. RefSeq lists its product as hypothetical. The coding region runs from base 10 to 3192 and encodes 1060 amino acids. Lineage: Eukaryota; Fungi; Basidiomycota; Agaricomycetes; Polyporales; Adustoporiaceae. The record is from RefSeq and is a predicted model, not a curated record. Gene Ontology annotation, cellular component: mitochondrion; cytosol. The transcript is spliced from 17 exons. Gene Ontology annotation, biological process: peptide catabolic process. Gene Ontology annotation, molecular function: metalloendopeptidase activity; metal ion binding.